Messenger RNA from Trametes versicolor FP-101664 SS1, 1482 nucleotides. Its product is annotated as FAD/NAD-P-binding domain-containing protein. Gene Ontology annotation, molecular function: flavin adenine dinucleotide binding; NADP binding; N,N-dimethylaniline monooxygenase activity. The record is from RefSeq and is a predicted model, not a curated record. NCBI's taxonomy places the organism in Eukaryota, Fungi, Basidiomycota, Agaricomycetes, Polyporales, Polyporaceae. Bases 1 to 1482 code for a protein of 493 amino acids. The transcript has 3 exons.
AUGGCCUCCUCUUCCACAAACACGCUGCAUGAUGCCCAGGAGAAGCGCAUCUGCGUAAUCGGCGCAGGACCGAGUGGCUUAGGUGCAAUCAAGAUUGUAAAGGACGCCCCACAAUUUAAAGCCGGAAAAUGGACUGUGACCGCCUUUGAGGCCCGUGAAACUCUCGGAGGCGUUUGGAACCCUGCGCCGGCGGAUCCAACGGUUGCGGAGCCCCCUCUGACAGCGCUGUAUGACUCUCUAACCACCAACACGCCGCACCCGCUCAUGUCGUACACAUCGUACCCCUUCCCGCCUGAAACCCCGCUCUACCCGCCCGCGCCCACUGUGCUCGCCUAUCUCCACUUGUACGCGGAGAAAUUUGACCUGCUCCCACACAUCCGCUUCGGCACCUCCGUCGCGUCGCUGCACUGGAACACGGCCGCGCACAAGUGGGAUGUCACUGUCAAAGGGCCUGGGGAAGAGCACCUCCAGUUCGACCUGGUCCUCGUUGCGAACGGGCACUACCGCGUGCCACGGAUCCCCGAUACUCCGGGUCUCGAGGCGUGGACCGCCGCGGGCAAGGUGACGCACUCGGUGUGGUACCGGCGGCCCGAGGACUACACCGGCAAGCUCCUAGUGGCUGGGGGCGGGUACAGCGGCAUGGACGUUGCGUCCGAGACCCGUCCCUUCGCCCGGGAGGUGAUCCACUCUAUCACCAGGGCCACCCCGCAAGACGAGGACGGCGGGAAAUUCAAGCGGCGUGGGCGUGUCACCGAGUACCGCGACGCCGCCGCGGGCGAAGUCGUCUUCGAGGACGGCACGACGGAGACCGGGAUCGACCACGUCGUGCUCGCCACCGGAUAUCAGUUCGCCUUCCCCUUCCUCACCACACCCGAGGUCCUGCCUGCGCUCCCGCCGCGUAUGCCCCCCAUCCCUGAGGCGCUGUACAACUCGACAUACCACAUCUUCCCGCUCGCGAAGCACCUGUUCCCGCUCGUGACGUCCUACCCGCCGUCGAGCCUCGCAUUCCUGGGCCUCCCGCUGCGCGUCGCCCCGCUCCCGCUCACCGAGAUCCAGACGCAAGUCGCGCUGAAGCUGCUCGCCGACCCCACCGCCCUCGACCUCGAGCACGAGGCCGCCGCCGUCCGCGCGCGCUACAACGCCUUCCGCGCGUCGCUCCAGGCCCGUGCCCAGGUGUUCGCCGCAGACGAGACGGCGCUCGAGGUCGCGAUCGCGGACGCGUGGUUCCGGUUUGGAUUCACGGAGCAGUUCGACUACCGCGACGAGUUGUACGAGUUCGUGGGCACGGCGUACCGGGUGCCGGCGUGGGAGCGCGAGCUGUUCGAGCAGAAGGAUCUGCUGCGGGAAAGAUGCAGGGAGCUGCAGCGGAAGGGGGAGGAGGGCAAGUGGCUGAAGGGCGUGGGGUCGGGGGCGGACCCGGUGCAGGAGUGGGCGGACUUCAUGUGGAGGGUGCUCGAGGGGAAGGCGCCGCUGGAGGAGUGA